AUGCCUAUCAGCAAGAAAGACAGAAUAGCCCGCAAACACAAGGCCGACGACCUGGCUGGCAAGAGAGCGCCCGUCAAGGCCAACGGUUUGCCCGUCAAGGCGCCCAAGCCGACCUCCAUCUGCCAGAACUGCAGAAAGGAGAUCAUCAACACGAACAAGAUCCAGCUCGAGGUCCACGCCCAGACGCACAACGAGAAGCUCUGGCCCAAGGAGAAGUGCUGGCCCAACGACUUCCAAUGA
Molecule: messenger RNA, 240 nt
Organism: Anthostomella pinea
Lineage: Eukaryota; Fungi; Ascomycota; Sordariomycetes; Xylariales; Xylariaceae
Source: the annotation of a GenBank genome assembly